UAUUAUAUGCGCGAGAAUCGGCGCAGAGGGUUAUUUCCGUGCAUGUCAAUAUCAAAUGUCAACGACAACAACAACAACAACAUAACCUCACUUAACAUUUGUUGGAGUGGUCCUGUUCGAGUCGUACGAAGAAGCGUUUAUGUUUAUUGUUUAUUCAUAAUGUCGUGGAAUCGGGAAGAAGUUACACUGUUGUUGGAGGAGUACCAAAAAUGGCCAAACCUGUACAAGGUGAAGUCAGCCAAUUACAAAAAUAGAAAUUUGCGGCGUCAGGCGCUGGAUGCGGUAGUCCAAGCAUUGAGAAGUUUGAAACCUAACGUGACAGCACAGGAUGUACAAGCAAAGUUUCAAGCUUUGAAACAAAAUGCCAGCAAGGAGAGGCGAAAAUGUUUGGAAUCGCAAAGAAGUGGCGCUGGUUCAGAUGAUAUCACGGAGCCAUCACUGUGGUAUCAUAAUUUGAUUGGCUAUGUGUUUGACAAUAGUGAAGAAAGAGGAGCAUUCGAUUCUUUGGAAAGCGAAGAUGUUCAAGAACAAGAUAUAACAUUGAUUGAACAAGCAGAUGAUGAGGAUGCCUUAGCAGAGGAGGUGCUCUCGGCGGCAGUAUCACCAUCAGGGGCUUUGGAGCAUAUCAGCACGCCAAGCCACUCUAGAAGCUCUUCAAGGGAGAGCAUGACAAGUGCCCCCAAAAAAAGGAAAAGGAAAGAAGAGGAUACAGAUGUUAUGGGGGAGGUCAAAAGUACCUUGCAACAUAUUUCCCAAAGACUGGGACAAACCAGGGAGAAAUCCUCUAACCAGAUCUUUGGGGAAUAUGUUGCCUCAAAGCUUGACCGAAUAACGGACAGUGAGAUAAGAGAUGAGGUUGAAGCUGAAAUUGUAAAUGUAUUAAAUACUGCCCUGCGAAGGUGCAGGAAAUGAUGUUUUUCAAUUAAAGAGCAUUAAAUGGAUA
Messenger RNA from Acanthoscelides obtectus, 943 nucleotides. Lineage: Eukaryota; Metazoa; Arthropoda; Insecta; Coleoptera; Chrysomelidae. The record is from the annotation of a GenBank genome assembly.